Populus euphratica (Euphrates poplar) is the source of this 1751-nucleotide messenger RNA. RefSeq names its product protein Brevis radix-like 2. The coding region runs from base 350 to 1501 and encodes 383 amino acids. The record is from RefSeq and is a predicted model, not a curated record. The transcript has 8 exons. Lineage: Eukaryota; Viridiplantae; Streptophyta; Magnoliopsida; Malpighiales; Salicaceae.
UUGCGUCUCCAACACACUGAUUCCCUGACCGCGUCUAAAGUCUCCCGGAAUCAAAACAACAGUGUCAUUUUUUACCUUUUCAACUCUCAGCUCCUCGGAUUACCCACUUGCACGUUCAAGAGAAGAGAAUAUGCUUUUUGGCCUUUGGCUUUUCUUGUGUGAAGGGGGGAGAGAGAGGGAGAGAGGGUGUUGUUUUUUCUUUCUUGGUAUUUCUUAGCUGUUACUCAUUCUAACUGGCAGUGUGGUGCUGUGAAGACCAUCAAGACAAUCCGUGGGUUCUCAAAUAGACCGAACCCCAUCUGCAACUCAACCGCUCCCUUUUCUCCUUGUAUAGAGAAACCGGGAGAGGAUGUUGACUUGUAUUGCGUGUUCAAAGCGACUAAAUAACCGAUAUUCGCCGCCGAGAGACAGAGAAGAGGAUGUUGAUGUUGCUGCUUUUGAGACGCUUAAGACUAAGCACGCCAUGAAGGCACUCACAGCUCAAAUAAAGGACAUGGCUGUAAAGGCCUCAGGAGCAUAUAGAAACUGCAAGCCAUGUUCACGAUCUUCGAGCAAUAACAAUAACAGGAACUAUGCUGAGUCUGAUGCUGCCUCAGACUCAGCGAGGUUCCACUGCUUGUAUCGUAGAGCAGGAAGUUCCAAUUCGACUCCGAGGAAGUGGGGGAAAGAGGCGGAGGCAAGACUAAAAGGGGUAUCGAGUGGCGAAGGCACACCUGCUUCAGUUAGUGGGCGGACGGAGUCGGUGGUUUUUAUGGAGGAAGAUGGGCCUAAGGAGUGGGUUGCACAAGUUGAGCCUGGUGUGCUCAUCACUUUUGUUUCAUUGCCUGAUGGCGUUAAUAAUCUGAAGCGAAUUCGAUUCAGUCGUGAAAUGUUCAAUAAAUGGCAAGCUCAAAGAUGGUGGGCUGAGAACUAUGACAAGGUCAUGGAAUUAUACAAUGUUCAACAGUUCAAUCACCAAUCAGUCCCACUUCAAACUCCACCAAGAUCUGAAGAUGAGAGCUCAAAGCCUGAAUCAGCCAAAGACAGUCCCACGACUCCACUGGGCAAAGAACGCCCAAACAAUUUCCACCAUCCAACAAGAAUGGGUUAUUCGUCAUCAGAUUCACUUGACCACCACCCAAUGCAACCUCACCAAUAUUAUGAGUCGGCUGGUCUUGCUUCAACACCAAAGCUCUCUAGCAUUGCUGGGGCUAAAACUGAGACAUCAUCAAUAGAUGGUUCUGUGAGGACUAGCAUGUCAAGAGAGUCAGAUCGCUCAGAAGAACUUUCCAUCAGUAAUGCAAGUGAUAUGGAGACUGAAUGGAUUGAACAGGAUGAACCAGGGGUAUACAUCACUAUCGGAGCACUGCCAGGUGGCACCAGGGAGCUUAGACGUGUCAGGUUCAGCCGAGAAACAUUUGGAGAAACACGUGCAAGGUUGUGGUGGGAGGAGAACCGAGCCAGGAUAAACGAACAGUACUUGCACAGGAGCCAGGAUACACGAACAGUGCUUGUAGAUUAGCAAACAGAUGAGAUGGUGGCGCUUGGAAAAUGUGUAUACCUUUAACUAACACAGGUUAAAAAGCAUUCCAUGGAUCUUGCGGGCUGAAUAGAUGAAGCUUGUUCGCCCAGUUCCAUGUUUUGCUUAAAAACUUCUUGAUUCUUUUCUUUCUUUGUCUAUUCCUUUUCAUCUGGUUGGAUGAUGUUGAACUAUUAGGUUAUGCUACAUAUAGUAUAUUGUUUUUCUUUUCUUUUAUUUAGUUCAUAAUUUA